Bipolaris oryzae ATCC 44560 is the source of this 432-nucleotide messenger RNA. RefSeq lists its product as uncharacterized. NCBI's taxonomy places the organism in Eukaryota, Fungi, Ascomycota, Dothideomycetes, Pleosporales, Pleosporaceae. Bases 1 to 432 code for a protein of 143 amino acids. The record is from RefSeq and is a predicted model, not a curated record. The transcript has a single exon.
AUGGUAGUCGUCACGUCCAAACCCAUCCAGCCACUCGCCAGUGCCCUCCCAAGUCUAUCCAACAAACACCACUUCCGACAAGCAUCCCGCUUCACCCUCCCCAUGACCCUCCAGAGCAUCGCCGACCUCCAAAAAAAGGACGUCAAUCACCCCAACUACACGACCUGGACUGAACCCCAAAACUUCUUCACCUGGACCUACCGCACCGCGCAAUACACCGACCAAGGCCUCUCCCGCAUGCACCGCCUCGACUCCACAAUCCGCAAAGUCCAACGCCCAACGCCCAACGCAAAUCCCCUCAUCGGUCUCACUCUCUCCCUCUUUCUCUCUGCACGCAAAAUCGUCGCUCGAAACAGCGUCACAGCGCCCGAUGUCAUGCAUUUUCCCGUACGGCACGCUGCUGGGGUGUCCCUGAAUGCCGAUCGCGGGUGA